AUGGGAAUCCAGGGCUUGUUGCCACUUUUAAAAUCAAUUGAAAAACCUGUUCAUCUUAAGGAUUAUGCAGGACAAACCCUUGCUGUUGAUGGAUAUGUUUGGCUACACAGGGGCGCAUUUGCUUGUGCACAAGAGCUAUGCCUUGGUCAGACUACCCAUAAAUAUGUCACAUACUUUAUGCGCAGGAUUGAAAUGUUUAAGUUCUUUGGCGUGAAGCCCUAUGUUGUUUUCGAUGGGGGAUACUUGCCUUCCAAGGCGGUUACGGAAAAAGAUCGAUUAGCCCGUCGAGAGGAGAGUAAAAAACAGGCCAUGGAGCUUCUUCGGGCAGGAAAAUCGAAACAGGCAUUGGAGCAAUUUCGGAAGUGUGUUGACGUAACGCCAGAAAUGGCCUUUGCGGUGAUUCAAGCCCUGGAAGCAGCGCGUGUAGACUUUAUAGUUGCCCCAUAUGAGGCUGACGCACAAAUGGCAUACUUGGAGAAGAGUGGUUUGGUUGAUGGAAUUGUCACGGAGGACUCGGACUUGCUCGUCUUUGGUUGUAAAAAAGUCAUCUUUAAGAUGGAUCAGUAUGGGGCAGGAGUUGAGAUUCUUAGCAAAAACUUCAGUUUAGUUCAGGAUAUUUCUUUUCACAAUUGGACAAUGACUGAAAUUCGCCAUAUGUGUAUCCUAGCAGGCUGCGAUUAUCUACCUUCGAUCUCAGGAAUGGGCAUCAAAACUGCACAGCGGCUUCUUCGACGUUUCAAAACGUUUGACAGGACAAUUAAACAUAUUAGGAUGGAGAAUACCAGCGCUAAGAUCCAGUCAGACUAUGAGGGUGCAUUUCGAAAAGCGGAGCUGACAUUUCUUUACGCAAGAGUCUAUGAUCCUAUCACUAAAUCCAUGGUGCAUCUGAGCCCAGUGCCAGAAGAGCUCCAAGAACUCUUCCAGACCGAAGAAUACGAUUUUCUUGGGCCGUAA
This is a messenger RNA of Lobosporangium transversale, 954 nucleotides long. RefSeq names its product PIN domain-like protein. Bases 1 to 954 code for a protein of 317 amino acids. The record is from RefSeq and is a predicted model, not a curated record. Gene Ontology annotation, cellular component: nucleus. Gene Ontology annotation, molecular function: 5'-3' DNA exonuclease activity; 5'-flap endonuclease activity; DNA binding. Gene Ontology annotation, biological process: DNA double-strand break processing; mismatch repair; DNA recombination. The transcript has 4 exons. NCBI's taxonomy places the organism in Eukaryota, Fungi, Mortierellomycota, Mortierellomycetes, Mortierellales, Mortierellaceae.